Drosophila miranda is the source of this 2559-nucleotide messenger RNA. RefSeq lists its product as uncharacterized. The record is from RefSeq and is a predicted model, not a curated record. The transcript is spliced from 3 exons. The coding region runs from base 90 to 2042 and encodes 650 amino acids. Lineage: Eukaryota; Metazoa; Arthropoda; Insecta; Diptera; Drosophilidae.
UCGAAAACCAGCUAGGCCUAAAUUUGUUAAUUCAUUCGUCCCGUUUUCUGUCUGAUUUGUGGAAUGUGCCUAGAAACUCAAGGACACACAUGGCGGUCUCCAAUCACCGCCUUCAUCCCAGCGAUGAGGAAUAUGAAGAGUAUAACCAUUUGUUGAGAGGAAUCAAAACCACCGAUGAUCUCCACAAGACCUAUAAACCCGAGGCAAUACCUCCAAAACCAACUUCCAUCUUGAGAAACAGACAAACCGAAGAUUCUUUCGAUCAAAACGAUGGCAAAGCUGCUGCAGAAUGCCAUCAGAACACUGGCAAACACAUAAAGUUGCAGCCUGUCGACAUUAGCACAGUCAUAGGACCAAGUUAUAGUAUAUUAGAUUUAACUUUAAACUGGGAGCUGAGACGCGGUGUAGGUUCUACAACAAGCAUCAAAGCCGUUCAGGAGCUCUACUCUUGUAAGAGAUCCUUAAGCAGCUCAAGCCUCGAGGCAAACCCACAAAAGGGUGUGGCGAAUGAUAAACGCAUUGCCUCAGGGCGAAGUAACUGGUUAAAAUGUAGUAAAUAUUCGAAUAGGGAAUGCAAGGAGAAUAAGUGCAAAGCUGCUUGUAAGCGCAAAAAGGCAUGUUAUGCCAGCGUUAGCUAUGCGGAUCCAGAGCAAAGCUAUGCCGAAUCAGAACGAAACCAGUACUAUCCAGAGUCGCGACAAAUGCAGAGCUAUCCCGAGUCGCAACAAAGCCAGGUCUACUCCCAGUCGCAACAAAGUCAGGUCUAUUCCGAGUCGCAACAAAGCCAGGUCUAUUCCGAGUCGCAACAAAGCCAGGUCUACCCCGAGUCGGAACAAAGCCAAGUCUUUGCCAAAGAGGAAAAAAACAGUAGCUUUCACGAAUCGAAACCAAACCAUGGCUCCCCCAAAUUGAAACAAAAUCCUGUCUAUCCCGAAUCGCAACAAAACUCUUCCUAUCCCGAGUCGGAAGCAUGUCAUAGGUCACCAAAUCGCGUGUCACCAAAGCAAGGCUCAUCCAAAUUCCAACAAAAUUCAGCCAAGCAAAGCCGUUGCUCUGCCGAAUCGGACAGAAAAACUGGCCAUUACAAUAUGAAAAGUACUUCAACAUUCAACACAAGCAAUGGCACUGAUUAUACCGAUGAAUCAUGCCUCAGAACUCAGGCUUAUGAUCGCCAUGCCCAAAGUCCAUGGUGCGAAAGUCCACGGGACUCCCACAAAUUUGAGGAAGAGCAGCGGAUGACAGAUUGUAGUAGGCAAUCUCAUAAAGGGGGUACUGACGCUGCUAGUCAUCCUGGGUCUUCGAGUUAUUCCUGCCCAUCCCCAUGCCCAAUUCCACUUGUUCCCAGGACGAAUCGCAGCUGUCACGGUGCUCCAACGAAUGAAAAUUCUUCGCAUGGAGACGCCAUGAAGAGUUGUGGAAGAGCAAAGACCAGAGGCAUGAAGAGGCCUGCAAAUUCCUGCAGUGGUUCUUCCAUGUCUGGCAGUCCCUCCGCGGCAUGCUCGUUGGAUGACGGUCAAAAUGAAAACUCUGCCUGCAACUGUGUGGAUAUUGAGAGCUUCCUCGCAAAUUGCAAGAAACACCCGGCGCAAUGCUGCGAUCCAUGUGCGGGCUGUUGUCCCGUGUUUUCACCUCCUUACACGAGACCCUGCGCACCUUCUUGCAGCCCCCCAGAGCCCCCCUGCUUCAGCAACGAAUGCUUCUGCAUGGGCUAUGUGCAUGAUAUGCUGGAGGAUCGAUCGGUCUACGCAGUAUCCUAUCGGCCGGUUAUGUGUUGCGGCAACAAUUUCAAACAUGCUUCCAAUGGGAAUAGUUGCCUCUGCUCAGACCUGCCGCUGGGCGGUGGUUGCGGACCCUGCAGCAAUGGCUGUCCCUCCAGUCCAUGUUGCUUUUCGGCGGAAUCGCCCUGCUGCGGUGCCUCUUGCGGUGUCUGUCCGCCCGCUUGCGGUGGUUGUCCGCCAACCCGCUUGUAUCCACUGGCACGACUCAGUCCGGGUUAUUGUAACUCCUAUCCCUGCGGUGGAUGUAAUGCAUAUUGCAUUUAACAGGCAUCGCUUCAUGGCUCUCUAGAGUCCAGAUUGUGGGAGCGGAUCUCCAUUGCUAUGGAAAGAUAAAGCAUUAAUUGGAAUGUUAUCUCACAUAUGGAAUAUCUGUGGCACUGAAAGCGUUUUAUAGAUACUUAGACUUAAACGGAAAUAAUGGUACACAUGUCCGGGAAUAUAAUGCCGUUUAUAUCAAUGUUGUUUCGGAAAUGGAUUCCAUCUAGGCUUUACUCAUUAUUUUGAGGGAAGAGUGCUUCCAGGAAACGAAGUCUUAGUUUUCCUAGAGGCAUUCUUUGCCUACCAAUAGCAUCGCACGACUGUCUCCAGUCUUCCUUGUCCAGAAAUCCGAGCGAAUGUAGAAGAAUCCGAAGAAUCAUGGGGCAUAUCCGGCUACUUCCAGGCAACCGAUUACUGAAAUUGUUAAUCCAAAACAAACUAGUUAAUGACUUACAUCCUACAGCAGAGCUCAACAUAUAAAUAUCCCAUUUCUACCGCACAAUAAAUUAACAAAUAACAAAUC